Messenger RNA from Ceratitis capitata (Mediterranean fruit fly), 1393 nucleotides. Its product is annotated as alpha-tocopherol transfer protein-like. NCBI's taxonomy places the organism in Eukaryota, Metazoa, Arthropoda, Insecta, Diptera, Tephritidae. Gene Ontology annotation, cellular component: membrane. Gene Ontology annotation, molecular function: phosphatidylinositol bisphosphate binding. The record is from RefSeq and is a predicted model, not a curated record. The transcript has 3 exons. Bases 332 to 1276 code for a protein of 314 amino acids.
CUUCACGGCGGUGGAUACAGUAGAGUGAGCGUGCGCAUCAACGCAGACACACCAGCUAACAUACACACACACACACACAAGAUCAGUGCACCGAAAAUUACAAAGAAAAAAGGCAAAAACUCAACAAAACAGCGAGAAACAAAAGCAGAAGAUUACUUCGCAAGCGCACACAUUAAAUAAAUAGCAGCUCACUUGUUUCGAACGAUUUCAGUCGCUUCGCAGACAGCUAACAAUACAACGCAUGCAAUAUUAGCUGCCAAAAAAAUACAGAUUAACUCAGCUGUAACCCAACACGCAAACCGCCCACACACACAGAGAAAUACAUUGGAAAAUGGUUAUUUUGCGCCCACUACCCGACGAUUUGGCUAAAAAAGCCGCCGAGGAGUUGAACGAGAAGCCGGACGACAACGACUACUAUGUGAAUGCCUUGCGUGAAUGGGCCGAAAAGCAGCCGCAUUUGUGCGCGCGCACAGACGAUCAAUUUCUGAUCGCAUUUUUGCGCGGCUCCAAAUUUAGUUUGGAGAAAGCGAAGCAAAAGUUGGAAAACUUUUACAUACUACGCGCUGCAAUGCCGGAAAUCUUUCGUAAUCGCAAUUUGAGUGAACCGAAAUAUGAGGCGAUCGUCAAAUCGGGCGCAGCAUCCUUUCUGCCCGAACCCGUCGGUGAGGGUGGCCCCUUAGUGGUGCUGCUGCGUCCUAGCGAAUUCAAUAUGGAUCUUCAUAAUAUCAACGAUGUGCUGAAAGUGGGUUCAAUGAUGAUCGAUAUACUGAUGCAGGAGAAUGAUCGCGUUUUCGUUGCUGGUUAUACAUUCAUCAUUGAUCUGGGUAAUAUUUCAAAGGCUGUGCUGAUGAAUUUCGAACCGGAAUUCGUACGCAAAUUAACCAUACUAGUCAAUAAGGCGGCGCCCACACGUAUGAAGGGUUUCCAUUUUAUCAAUGUGCUGCCGAUCUUCGAAAAAUUAUUCGGCAUGGUGAAGAGUGUGAUUAGCGCUAAGCUGAAGGAUCGGUUCUACGUUCACGGCACCAAUUUCGAGGAACUUUACAAACACGUACCCAUACAUGUGUUGCCCAAAGAAUAUGGCGGUGAUUGUGAUCUUAAAAGUCUCUCUGACGAAUGGUGGCAAAAGCUGAAUGAUUAUAAGAAAUUCUUUGAAGAAGAAGAAAAAUAUGGUGUAGCUGAAGGUUAUGACAAGCUUAAGCAAGUAAAAGAACUCAUUGAGGAUACAAGCAUAUUGCAAGGCACUGAGGGCUCUUUCCGGCAAUUGGAAUUCGACUAAAUGAGUGAACUCACGCGCUGUGUAUUUAAAGAUCAAGAAAACAACCAAAGCAAUUAGUAGAAUAUUUGCAAUUUUUUUAUACUUAUCUACUUAUAAUAAUUAUUUAAAACUAUUUGU